CUCAUGCGGGCACGGUCUGCGCCAGGGAGCGCUCCGGCCGCUGGGGGCUCGCCGGGAACGAUGGAAUUUGAACUCUGGGAACCGAGCACAAAGUGAAAAAACAGCGGCUGGGCAGACAGGGCUGAGAUGGAUGAUGAGAGAACAGAUCGCAAUGCCAGCAAGCUGCACGGAGCUGGAGGCCAGGCGUGUGUAGCAGCGCCGGGUGCCCCGCGGAUGAGGGACUUUGUUUCAGACUGGUCUCCUUUACAUGAUGCUGCUAUCCAUGGGCGUCUGCUUUCCCUGAAGAAGCUCAUUGAACAGGGGAAUGAUGUCAAUCUUGUUACAGCAGACCAGGUGUCUCCUCUCCAUGAAGCCUGCCUAGGGGGUCAUGCUGCCUGUGCCAGUGUUCUGCUAAAACAUGGUGCUCAGGUGAAUGGAGUGACUAUUGACUGGCACACACCCCUGUUCAACUCCUGUGUCAGUGGCAGUGUGGCUUGCUUGAAUUUACUGCUGGAGCAUGGAGCCAGCCUGCAACCACCCUGUGACCUGGCAUCUCCCAUCCACGAAGCUGCUAAGAGAGGUCAUGUGCAAUGUGUCGAACUCCUUGCGUCCCGUGGGGUGAAUAUAGAUCACAACAUCAAGCACCUGGGUACUCCACUCUAUGUAGCAUGUGAGAACCAGCAAGUGAGCUGUGCCAAGAAGCUGCUUGAGUCAGGAGCAAACGUGAACAGCGGCAAGGGCCUGGACUCCCCUCUGCACACGGCUGCCAGGAGUUGCAGCGUGGAGCUGGUGAAGCUGCUGGUGGACUUUGGAGCAGACCUGUGGCUGAAGAAUGCUGAAAACAAGAGGCCAGUGGAGCUGGUCCCACCUGGCUGCCCUCUGGGCCAGCUGUUCCUGCAGAGAGAAGGUGCCCCUUAAGAACCUGUUUUAGGGAAAACCCACACAGACUGCUGCACAGGGCUAGGCUGUUCCAGGCUGCUAGCGCUAGGAAACUGGGAAUAACUGAGCUUGCCUCCAUUUGCUGACAUAGGGACAUUGUUCAAGUGCCAGAAUAUAGUGGUGAACUGACAGUGACAGUGAUAACAAAAAUAAUCCAUCCUGAACCUCCAGAUUUUUAAUCUUCUGCAUCAGGAAGCAAUCAUCUUGACCUUGCCAUUUAAUGCAGAAUAGAGUUUAGGGUGAAUAAACAAGUAAAAAAUGCCUUAUAAAUGAAUGGUAGCUUUUUAAAAUUGCCUAAAGCUUUGAAUUUAGUCAGAAUGUGUCAGUUCCCUUGUGUCAGACAGCAGUAGACCCAGGAGUGUUCCAUGGGGUAUGCUGACAAAUGCAGGCAGCAAAUCACCUCUGAUGGGAAUUAAGGCUAGGUAGGGAGGAUGAGGUUUGGGAUCUCUGGAUAUACAGUAGAUCAGAUAUAGUAGGUCAGGUUUGUCUCAGCACAAAUGCAUAAAUGCAGAUUUGCAAGCCAAAAAAAUUUAAUGCAUGAAAUACUAGAAAAGGUAUAUUGAACAUGGGUUUUAAUUCUUUGUCCUUUGCUUUUAUUCUUGGGCCAAGCUGUUACAUAGAAAAAGUAUCUUUAAAAUUAAAGGCUACAUGAUUUUUUUUUUUAAUAUUAAGGGAAAUUGCACAGGAAUUAUAUAUUGAUAUUCAGUUAUACACUAGACUUUCUCUAAAGACCAAACAUGUGCUGAAUAAGAACAGCAGUAUCAAACCAUAAGCUUAAAAUUUAGGAAGAUUCUAUUUCAUACUUGUAAACUAAUAGUUUCAGGUAAUUUUAUUUUAUUUUAUUGAUUGUGAAAUCUUUAAUGAAUUAUGGAGAAAAAUGUUACUUAUUAUUGAGGGAAAUUAGAAUGAGAUCCAUAGUGUCUACUCGUUUUUAUACUUGCGUUCUUCCUUAGAUAUUCUCAGUCAGUCAGCAAGCUAUAUACAUUACUAAAUAAUCUGAAUUUUCAUUGUUUUAAACAAAUUGAUGAUUUGUUUAAAACAGUUACACACUGAUGACAUUGUUGCCAUAGAAAGGUAAAAUUGGAAUAGCAAAGUGAUGAAUCAGGCCCUGCUUGAAAAAGUAACAUGAAAGUUGCAUGGAAGCAACUGUGCUGUGCAUGUUAUGCAUGAGCAAAGGAUAUUUGGUUUCCCAGCCUAAUCUAUGGCACACAGAACAGUGAUCUCUUUGAGUUCCAGUCCGUGCUGCAUUCAGUUCCUGACUCCUGUGGCACUGCAUGUGUCCUGUUUAUUUCAGAUAGAAAAACAUUUCAGGCACGCCCUGUGCUGCUGACCUGGAACACUGCUCAGGCUGAGCUGACAGCAUGGGCAGUGAGGACCUUUCUAAGUGAAAUUCAGCAGUCAAAAUCAGAAAAAAUAAAUGCCUGGAGGGAA
Melospiza melodia melodia is the source of this 2349-nucleotide messenger RNA. RefSeq names its product ankyrin repeat and SOCS box containing 9 (gene ASB9). Gene Ontology annotation, biological process: positive regulation of protein catabolic process; protein ubiquitination; intracellular signal transduction. Gene Ontology annotation, molecular function: protein binding. The record is from RefSeq and is a predicted model, not a curated record. The transcript is spliced from 6 exons. Bases 127 to 897 code for a protein of 256 amino acids. NCBI's taxonomy places the organism in Eukaryota, Metazoa, Chordata, Aves, Passeriformes, Passerellidae.